Molecule: messenger RNA, 870 nt
Organism: Miscanthus lutarioriparius
Lineage: Eukaryota; Viridiplantae; Streptophyta; Magnoliopsida; Poales; Poaceae
Source: the annotation of a GenBank genome assembly
AUGGCGGUCGUGGCGGCGCUGCUCCUGCUCCUGGCGCUCGGCGCGCUAUCGCUGCCCGGGGCAUCCGAGGGCCGCGACGCGGGGCUCGCGCGCCUGCGCUCGCACUUCCACAGAUCCACCUUCGACUCGGGGCUAGAGAUGCGUGGGGAGAAGGGGGAGCCGUGGACGGAGGUGCUGUCGUGGGAGCCCCGCGCGUUCGUGUACCACAACUUCCUGUCCAAGGAAGAAUGUGACCAUUUGAUUUCACUGGCAAAGCCUCAUAUGAAGAAGUCAACAGUAGUUGAUUCAACAACUGGAGGGAGCAAGGAUAGCAGGGUGCGGACAAGUUCAGGAAUGUUUCUUAGAAGAGGGCAGGACAAAAUAAUUCAGGCAAUUGAGAAAAGGAUAGCAGAUUACACCUUCAUACCUGUAGAGCAUGGUGAGGGUCUUCAAGUUCUCCACUAUGAAGUUGGGCAGAAGUACGAUCCUCACUUUGAUUACUUCCAUGAUGAUCACAACACCAAGAAUGGAGGCCAGCGUAUAGCAACUCUUCUUAUGUAUCUUUCGGAUGUUGAAGAUGGUGGCGAGACUGUGUUCCCUUCGUCGACAACAAACAGCAGCUCUUCACCAUUUUAUAAUGAGCUGUCUGAAUGUGCAAAGGGCGGUCUAUCUGUUAAACCAAAGAUGGGAGAUGCACUUCUGUUCUGGAGCAUGAAGCCUGAUGGAUCCCUGGAUCCCACAAGCCUGCAUGGUGGAUGCCCAGUGAUAAAAGGCAACAAAUGGUCAUCGACAAAGUGGAUGCGUGUUCAUGAGUACAAAGGUCAUGCACCGGUUCAAAUUCGUGGACAUUUUGGCAUAUGUCGAGGGUUUCGAUUUUCCAUAGAGGAUUAA